Lodderomyces beijingensis is the source of this 1359-nucleotide messenger RNA. Lineage: Eukaryota; Fungi; Ascomycota; Pichiomycetes; Serinales; Debaryomycetaceae. The record is from the annotation of a GenBank genome assembly.
AUGUCCUCUGUAAUAUACUACAAGUUUCUACAUCAAAAGAAUAAAAGCGUGAUACACUUUGACGGUACAGCCAUCAGCGUGUUUGAUCUCAAGAAGGAAAUCAUCACCCAGAACAAUUUGGGCUCUGGCACCGAUUUCAAUUUACGAUUAUACCACGCUGAGCAACCGGAUGUUGAGUACGAACUAGACAAUGACGUUAUCGCAAGAUCAAGCUAUGUUUUUGCAAAACGGUCUCCGGCUUCGGCGAAAAUGGGCAAAUUCAACAAUGCCUCACGCUACAUCACCGGUAAACCGCGAAUCAACAGGAGGGCAAUCAACAGUACAAAUGCCGCCGCCGCUGCCGCUGCUAAUACUGCGCCAGGUUUACCUUCAAACAUUCUGAGUCUUGGGGCAAAUGCAACCGAGGAAGACAGGAUCAAGCAAAUGUUUGAGAACCAGAAUACUGCUUGGGCCCACACGCAAGAUGAACUAGCACAACACAGGAUGGUGUACUACAAGCCCACGGCCUCCACCGCCAGCACUAGCGAGGACAAACCGCCCCCGGGAUACAUAUGCUACAGAUGCGGCAAGAAAGACCACUGGAUUAAAAACUGUCCCACAAACAGCGACCCCAAUUUCGAGGGGAAGAAGAUUAUGAGAACAACGGGUAUACCGAAAUCGUACUUGAAAACCAUUUCCAAGGAAGAAGUUGAAAAAAGCUCGAGUUUGUUCAGCACGAAUGAAAAUGGCGACGUGAUAGAUAGAGACGGCAAUGCGGUGUUGAUCACCGAUGAAGGAGACUAUGCCAUUGCCUUGGCGGACUCCAAGACUUGGAUCAGCUACCAGGAAAAGCUCCGGAAUGCGGCCAUGAAGUCUAAACAAGAGUACGACUCACGGCUAGUGGCGGCUGCCGAGCAAGAGGGCAAAACAGAGUUUUUUGACUGCUUAUCCGUGACAAAGAAGUUGCUUCUGCCGCCAAUCUACAUGACGCCUUGCUGCACAGACGCGAGCAAGCUCAAAAAACUCACAAACUUUAACCAUAACCAGGAUGAGCUUGAAAACGUCUUGAUUGAAAAUGAUUUCCAUUGCCCCAAUUGUGGCAGCGAGGACAUUUACAUUGAUUCCUUGAUACGCAACGAAGACUUGGAAAAGAGGCUCACUUUUUUUGUCCAGACCAAAGAGGCUGAGUUGGGGAUCAAAGACCCUAGCAAGAAGAGGAGUUUGGAAGACGCAGCAGCUGCAGCAGAGGGUGGUAGUUCCACUACUACUGGUACUACCACUGGUCCCGAGACCAAGAGACAAAAGCAGCAGCCCCAGAUGGCUAUGAUGCCUCCGUUCAACGUACCUCCAGCACAGUUACCCCUCAAUACUUUUCGAUGA